Molecule: messenger RNA, 3218 nt
Organism: Eucalyptus grandis
Lineage: Eukaryota; Viridiplantae; Streptophyta; Magnoliopsida; Myrtales; Myrtaceae
Exons: 3
Biological process (GO): regulation of gene expression
Cellular component (GO): peroxisome
Molecular function (GO): RNA nuclease activity
Source: RefSeq, a predicted model, not a curated record
AAACGUCGUCAUCUUCCCCAAGUCCGCACCUACCUCUUUACCACUUUCUCUCUCCUCUUUCUCUCUCUAUCUCUACAAGAACACCGCUCGCUCGCUCGGGCUCUACCCAGUUCCUCCGUUUGGGGCGCGUAUGUGAUCGGUUCCCGGCCGUCGCGACCUUUCUCUCCGGCGAGGAUCUCGGGCGAAAAACCAUGGGGGCGGCGGCGGCGGCGACGGGGGCGGGGGCGGGGGCGGCGGGGCCUGGCGGAGGCGCAGUACGUGAAGGCGAAGACGUCGGUGUGGUGGGACAUCGAGAACUGCCAGGUGCCCAAGGGGUGCGACCCCCACGCGAUCGCCCAGAACAUCAGCUCCGCCCUGGCCAAGCUCAACUACAGUGGGCCCGUCUCCAUCUCCUCGUACGGCGACACCACCGGCAUCCCCGCCGCGGUCCAGCAGGCGCUCUCCAGCACCGGCAUCGCCCUCAACCACGUCCCCGCCGGUGUUAAAGAUGCGAGCGAUAAGAAGAUACUGGUGGACAUGCUGUUCUGGGCAGUGGACAAUCCUGCACCGGCUAAUUAUCUUUUGAUCUCUGGUGAUCGGGACUUUUCUAAUGCUCUUCAUCAGCUGCGCAUGAGAAGGUACAACAUUCUCUUAGCGCAGCCUCAGAAGGCAUCGGCACCCUUACAGGCUGCUGCAAAGACCGUGUGGUUGUGGACCAGUCUUGUGGCUGGUGGGCCUCCUUUGACGAGCAUCGAGUCACAACCGUUUGGUAACUAUGUUUUCGUUUCUUCUAGUUCGGAUACAUUACCAGUCCCAGUUUCUAAUUCUUUUCCGAUGAAGCAACCUGUGGAUGUCCAUUACGAAAGUUCUCAUAUAGGGAACCAGAAGUUUGCCAAUAUGGGAAAGGGUAAUGACCCCAAACAUAAUAAAGGAAAAGUGAACCGGAAAAAUUCGUUUCAAUCUGGUUCAAAGAAUUCGAGGUCUGUAGACGAUCAAAACAAUUCGAGCUAUUACCCUACCUACCGGGGUCCCAUUGGUGGAUCUGCUAUCCCUGGCAAUCACGAUCCUUCUUGGAGCCAUAGCAACGGGCAUGUCAAUUAUGGGAUUCAUUAUCCUCCUCCUCCUCCAAGGCCAGACUUUCCUGUGCAACCUGCACACCCACAAGCAAAUUUGUAUCCGCCCUACAGUGCUCCUUUUGGUAGCAUUCCUAUGGUGCCUCCUAGGCCAGAUAGGCCUAGCAGUUCACAGGGUCCUCCAGACAUCAGUAAGUUAAAUAUUUCGGUUCACCCAAGCAACGUUCAGAAUCCUCCUGCUUUUCAUCAGCAGAACAGAGAGCUAAAGCAGAUCCCUAACCAUGUCAAGAACAAACCAUCAACCUAUCAUGACACCAUGAACAAUAGGUUUCCUCGACGCCCCGAGUAUCCAUCCUCAACUUCCUCUGCCCCGUCUACUCCUGAUUUUCCAAGUAAUGGUACUUGGGGAACUCCUGGAUAUCCAAAACCUUCCGAGUACAUACAAGGUCUUAUAGGAGUUAUCCUACUCGCCUUGGACACCCUAAAGAACGAAAAGAUUUUGCCAACUGAAGCCAAUAUAAUUGAUUGCAUUCGAUAUGGAGAUCCGAAGCAUCGCAACACUGACGUGAAACAGGGCCUAGAGAGUGCCAUAGAGCAUCAAAUGAUAGUGAAGCAAAAUUUAGGCGCCAUGCAGUUGUAUGUUGGUAAGAAUGAAAAACUAUGGAAUUGUGUGAACCCUUUGGGUGGAAAUGCAAAGGAUUAUCCUAAAGCAACAUGGAAUGAGAUUCAGAAUUUCUUGACAUCGUCUGUAGGACGGGCUGCAAUUCUGGCUUCUCAGUGCAGGUAUGAAGCGGGUACUACUAUGAAGCACAUGUGCUUGAAACAACUUGCUUUAGGUGAUGUUCUACGAAUUCUAAACAUAAUACUUACAGUGAAAAGAUGGAUAGUGCACCACGCAUCAGGAUGGCAGCCUCUUAAGAUUACUCUCGCGGAGUCCAACACCAACUCUGUAUCCAGUGAUGAUGGAUGGGGGAGUGGUUGGGAAUAGGCAAGGAGUGUUGAUAGACCUGGGGGGGCUUGAGGAGGUGAGCCCCUAUUACCCCAUCUCCACCUAGGAUUCUUGACUUUUGAUAUUUGCCCAUCAGAUUUUUUUUUUUCUACUUUGGAAAUUAUAACUCACCUUUCCUAGUCCUAGAUCCUGUAUCUGCCAUAACCUAGGACGUCGCCUUGCAUGGUAGUGUACCAUACACCAAAUGUGAAGGUGGGUUGUAUUUGGUAAAGAUAUGGUAAGUUACAAUCACUUGGAUGACUGGCAUCUGAGAAGACCAAGGGCCGUAGGUAAAGAGUACAUGUGUUGAGCUACCAAGGAAGUAAUCCUGGUCUAAUGUACUGAAGGAGUAGGUAAACCCUUCGAACAUGAAGCUUUGAGGUUCGCAAGUUGUUGGAUAUAGAUUGCUCUGCCACGUGCUUAACAUAUUUGCCUUAGGUGUUUCGACUGGAGGCAUAUGAUGAUGAUAUCUUUACAACUUACGCUGGGACCUUUUAGGAUCGAGACACGUGGAAUCAUUCUAUAGAUUUAACUAUUCAUGCAACCAUAUUACAGUGGAAUUUACUGUUGGUCUUUUCUUAUGGAGCAAGUCGGAGGUUUUUGCAAAAUGGCUCCUUGCUUGAUUGAUCUGAUGCUUAGACAGUUGAAAAAAGUCGAGCAAGAGAUGCUACUAGUUUGUUGAAAAUGGGUCUUCUUUGAGAUGCUGCUGGGACUUUAUUCUGUGGCUAUGGACUUGUGGAUCCUCCAAAACUAUGCAGCAAUGAAACUCUACAUGAUCAGUUUUUCCAAAGCUUUACGUAAUGGAUUACAAGCCGACGCCAAUUUGUGUCCUGUUAUCAUGUCGCUUCAUUCACAUAAAAUCUCACAUGAUGUCGACAAAAGGAAGAGGAGAGAAGUUUUAAGCACAGAGAUGUGUGCCAUAAAUUAGCUCUCUGAAGUUCGAGCGAAGCCAUUAAGCUUUAUGUAAAGUGCAAUGUAAUUCCUGUAUUAAUAAGGUAACAAUACUUUACUCGGUGAAGCUUGUAAGUUCUUGGACUCUACUUUGCUCUUUGUGUUUGUCUCAUUUCCGGAUGUUGCUUACAGUUCCUGUCGAGCAGAUCUAAACUGAAAGGGGUGAUGUAAUUGUGGGAUAUCUUGAUAAGCCUAUUAUCUGUUACCAAUCAUCGUGUUAGAUAUUC